This is a messenger RNA of Pimephales promelas (fathead minnow), 1724 nucleotides long. RefSeq names its product ETS homologous factor. Gene Ontology annotation, cellular component: nucleus. Gene Ontology annotation, biological process: cell differentiation; regulation of transcription by RNA polymerase II. The record is from RefSeq and is a predicted model, not a curated record. Lineage: Eukaryota; Metazoa; Chordata; Actinopteri; Cypriniformes; Leuciscidae. Gene Ontology annotation, molecular function: sequence-specific DNA binding; DNA-binding transcription factor activity, RNA polymerase II-specific.
CAUUUAAUGAACAUCUGCUUCAGUAGUUCUCAAGUAGUUCAUCCAUUUUGGAUCAUGUCACGUUAAAUAAAUGGGUUAUCCUAACAUAUCAACUCCAUAAUCGUUUCAACUGCAUGAUUUCAGACAGUGAUAAGAGAUUUUAUCUGGAUGCGUGUAAUGCACUAAUUACCCCAAUAAUCCCUGUGGCGGUUAUAAGUAAAAUCCCAUUUUUAGGACACAAAGUAAAACAAUACCCACCAAAUGCCCAGAAGGCUUUAACAGAGACAGAGCAAUGGGGAGUGGUUGCAAGACGCGGUCAUACCGUUAAACACAGAUGAAUGUUUGAUUAAUAGAGAUUUGCAUUUUGAUUAUGGAAGGUUGGCUCAAUGUUAGUAUUACAGUAGGAGGAGGGGAAAGCAGAGAGAGAGAGAGAGAGAGAGAGAGAGAGAGAGAGAGAGGAGUAUAUAAAGGAUCAGAUCAGGCGACAGGUGUGUAUUACAGGUGAUGCACAGCUCAAACCUCACUAUCAAGCUCGUGUUCAGCAGUCAUAGGCUUGCCCACGUUUCUAUUGCGACACAUUAGUCGACUCAGCCACUGGAACUACGUUGAGAUGUUGGCCCUUGAAACCGUUCAAUACUUCCCAGAUCUGGGCUCUCGAGAGCCGUUGUCAGGGAACCUGGACCUGGACAUGAUUGAGGAAUACCUGCAGGAGCACUCUGUAGAGGUGAUGUCAGCGCCUUGUGUCCAGAGGAGAAACCAAGAGGAGCACAGUAUGGCAGAGAACAGCUGGUCUGGUCGUUAUGCAUAUGAAUGGCAUUAUAGUUCAGUACCAGGAACAGAUGAGACUCAUGAACAACAGCCUCAGCAGCAGCAGACCUGGCUCUCUCAGUCAAGUCACAACGAGUGGGGACACUUCCAGUAUGACAGAAACCACUGCAGUGAUUCAGAUUCGCUGUCCACCAGUUCUGGAUGUCUUGAAUUUCCCCCAUCUCCGACCUCAGACAGGAAGGGACAGAUUGUGUUUGACUCUAUGGCACUAGCGCCGCUCUCAGGUAAAAGGAAAGAGCGCCUGUUCCAGUUCUUAUAUGAGAUGCUACAGACACCAGACAUGCGGAGCUGCAUUUGGUGGGUUCAAUCGAACAGCGGAACGUUCCAGUUUUCCUCCCAGAACAAGGAAAAGCUGGCAGAGAUGUGGGGCAGACGCAAGGGUAACCGGAAAACCAUGACGUACCAGAAAAUGGCCCGUGCCCUGCGAAACUAUUCGCGAACAGGAGAGAUCUGCAAAGUGAAGCGUAAACUUACCUACCAGUUCACUGAGCGAACACUGAGAGGCCUUCAGAACAACUCGCAGAGAUUCAUGGGUAGUUAAUGUGCUCCAUCCACCAAGACUUUCUCGUAGCUGGGAAAGAGUAAAUAAAUACUGAGUAUUUUACACAGGAUGGUUUUGCCUUUUUAAUGUUCAUAAUGUAAUGUGGACUUAAAACACUGAUUUUCUAAUAUUAUUUGGCUUAAUUGAGGCUCAAUUGAACUUGGGAAUUUUUAUGUACACUAACAUUGAAUAACAUGGAAUUCUAUGAAGUUGAUCUUUGAAAUAUGUAAAUCUGAGGAUUGUUAACCAUUGCACUGCGUUAUAUGUAGUUAUGAAUCCGUUUUUUAUGUAAAAAAUAUUUGACAAUUUUUGUGCCAAUUUCAAUGAAUUUUUAAUGCCAAUAAAUGUUGACACCUGAUGUGCCUGAAUAAAUUAA